Rotaria sordida is the source of this 249-nucleotide messenger RNA. NCBI's taxonomy places the organism in Eukaryota, Metazoa, Rotifera, Eurotatoria, Philodinida, Philodinidae. The record is from the annotation of a GenBank genome assembly.
AUGGUUACGGUUCAUCAUUCAUCGCCAACCGUCCACCGUAUCAACAAACGUUAUUAUGACACGUGGGAUUCAAGAAAUGAUGCUAGCAACAGUGGAAAUGAUGAACCUGUCAGAAAUUUUCUGUACUCACAAAAAGGUUAUAAAAAACAAGAUCCAUGUGCAAAUAAGCCAUUAUGGUAUUUGAAAUAUCAAGCACGUCUUGGCAAAUUAUCACCAUUUUAUGAUUGUCUUAGUAAUCAUGGCAUAUAG